This is a messenger RNA of Cylindrotheca closterium, 1197 nucleotides long. The record is from the annotation of a GenBank genome assembly. NCBI's taxonomy places the organism in Eukaryota, Bacillariophyta, Bacillariophyceae, Bacillariales, Bacillariaceae.
AUGCCCUUUGUAUCAACAUGGAAACAAGAACUUUUCGGAUCCACUGAAACCCAGGCCAAUACGCCAAGUGACGCACCGAAUACAUCGCCUAGCAGUACACCAAGUGAAGAUCCGACCAAUGUGCCAAGUGAAUCUCCUAGCGCAUUCCCUUCCAACGAGCCAAGUUAUGCACCGAGCGCAUUGCCUUCCAAUGCACCAAGUGAAGCUCCGUCCAACCAACCAAGUAAGUCUCCUAGUACAUGGCCCUCCAAAGAGCCAAGUGACUCUCCUAGCGCAUUGCCUACCAAUGAGCCAAGUGAAUCUCCAAGUGCAUUGCCCACGAACGAGCCAAGUAACUCUCCCAGCAAAUCGCCCUCCAAUGCCCCAAGUGAAGCUCCGUCCAGUCGGCCAAGUCAGUCUCCUAGUACUUUGCCCACAGAUAGGCCAAGUGAUGCUCCGAGCAUAUCGCCCUCCAAUGCACCAACUGAGGCUCCGACUGUAUCGCCCACUACUAGUCUAGUUCCGACCACAGCACCAAGUGCAGCUCCGACUGCAUCCCCCACCGUUACUCCUCUCCGAGUGGCCUGUGCGGGGGAUAGCUUGACGCUGGGAAGAAGCGGAAAUAGUGGUGCUUCCUACCCUACCCUUCUUCAGAGAUUGUUGGGCACCGGCUUUGGAGUCCGUAACUAUGGAAGAAAUGCUGCCAACGCCAUGGACGGUUUUGGCAUACCUUACAUCGGUACACAUAACUUUGGAUUCUCCAUGGACUUGAAUCCUGAUAUCUAUUUGCUCAUGCUGGGAACAAAUGAUAUGAGGUUUUGGAAGGCUGCCAGUCACAGGUUUACCGCGGGUAUGAAAGCGAUAAUAAAACAAGUCAGAGCAGCUUCACCCGGCGUCCGAAUCAUAUUGGCGAUACCACCAUGGGUCCAGCCAAACGAUUUUGGAAUCUCUAACGACAUUUUGCUCAACGAUAUUCAACCAAGAAUACGAGAGGUGGCAUGGGCCCAACAAAUAGAAUUGGUGGACAUGUACAAGCCGACUGUCAAUCAACAUGACAUGUACAGUUCCGACAACUUGCACCUCAAUGAAAAAGGAUAUGCAGCGCUUGCUCAAGUUUGGCAGAGGCAGAUCUUGUGCAACAAUAAUGGUGUAUGUGAUAUUGGGGAGAGUUGUGAAACUUGUCGUCAAGACUGCCUUCAACAAUGUAGUGUACCUUAG